Molecule: messenger RNA, 1494 nt
Organism: Dromaius novaehollandiae (emu)
Lineage: Eukaryota; Metazoa; Chordata; Aves; Casuariiformes; Dromaiidae
Gene: STPG2
Product: sperm tail PG-rich repeat containing 2
Exons: 11
Coding region: 1-1494 (497 amino acids)
Source: RefSeq, a predicted model, not a curated record
AUGUACGACCUCGCCGUGCAGGCGCCGAGCCUGCCCGCGGGCUGCGCGGGGCCGUGCGUGGGGCCCGGCUCCUACCGCGUGGGGCUGGAAACGCGGCGAAGGGCAGAUGGCUAUGCUCCAUUUCUUUCUUUGACAAGUCGAGAUUUGACAUUUAUUGCUCAAAAUACAGAUGGUACAAUUCCAGGACCAGGACACUAUAAUAUUGCCACAACACAGAACACUAUAAAAGGUGGCAAGAGUCUGCAAAAUAAAGAGAAGCGCUUCAAAAAGAUCAGUACAAUUACUCCAGGACCUGGCAGCUAUAACCAUGCUCCUACAGUGGAGUUGGCUACAAACACCAAAAAGCAGCAAGAUUCUAAAGAGUACAGUCAGCUGAGAGCUGUAGACGCUAUAAAAAUCUGCAGGAAGGUGGAGGGUCCCUCUAUUCCUUCUCCAUGUCAGGCUUUUGGAUAUGAGGAAGCUGAGGAUGGCACUCUUAUAAAACAAUACCCACCUCAGAGAGACCUAACAUUAGGCCCAGCUUACUAUCGGCCACUAUUUGAUGUUAAUUAUUCUACCCUGAAAUAUAAAGGAAUACAUUUUGGUAAUUUAACUGGAAGACGCUGUGAAUUUAAACCUCCAGAAGGGCCAGGACCUGGGCAAUAUGACUUAACACAGGAAGUGGCACUGCGUUAUGAAAAUGUUACCAUCAAAAAAGAAGACAAGAAAAGAUAUGACCUCUUUAUCCCACGGUAUCAUGAAGUAAUAGAAUUACAGGAAGAAAAGAAGAGAUUUCUACCUGCGAGAUCAAUCACACCAGCUCCUGGCACGUAUAAUGAACCACACAUGGCUCCUGAGUCCUUGAACAAAACAUCGGGAAUGAAAAGGAUCCCAUUUGGUCAAACUGCUGUUCGAUUUACUCCAGACUACAGGCUAGAAAAAACACCAGGCCCUGCAUUCUAUAACAUUCUGAACCACAGCAUUGAAAAUGAAAGUUUAAAAAAUAUAAAUUUGGCUUAUAUAAAGAGAGUAGCUUUUGGAUCUUCAACUCCUCGAAGUUUACCUCUUUAUAAAAAGGGAGAAUUUUGUACUCCUGGCCCUGCUGAUUAUCAGGAAGUUCCACCACCAGGAUCCUAUGAGGUCCAAAAAUCCUAUGAGAAAACACAUGGGAAAAGUCAAUAUAUGCCUCCCCGAACCACGCUGGCUAAAAGAAAGCAAGGCUCCUUUCUUAGUGCAGCACCUAGAGAGAGCUUACUUGUGGCUGACAAGGACAUACCAGGUCCUGGAACGUACAAUCCUGCGAUGAGUUCAGCUUCCCACAUUUCUGCGUAUAUUUCCAAGGUGGAGCGUUUUAAGGAACCAAAAGGGAACACUCCCAGCCCUGGAGCAUAUCAGGUGAUGCAAUAUAAGAAGCUCCUAAGGGGUGAAUUACAGGCUGAAGGAAUGUUUUUUUUCAAUGCUGAAUGGGGUGAUCCAUUCAACACCUCUUAUCACACCGGAUUCCUGGCAGAAUAA